Messenger RNA from Grus americana (Whooping crane), 8501 nucleotides. RefSeq names its product zinc finger protein 850-like. NCBI's taxonomy places the organism in Eukaryota, Metazoa, Chordata, Aves, Gruiformes, Gruidae. The coding region runs from base 331 to 4863 and encodes 1510 amino acids. The transcript is spliced from 2 exons. The record is from RefSeq and is a predicted model, not a curated record.
CAGUAAUCUGAGUCUCCAGGAAUGCCAGGGAAGCCUCUUCAGGAGAUCAGAGAUGGAGUUACAAACAUUGCGUCUGCAAGCUGAGGUGGAAGGAGGCUGAGAAAUGAGGAAGACCACACACUCCUUGUUGGCCCAGAGCUGGCGUACAGCAGCAGGACCCUUUCCCUUAUGGGGAAUAAAGUGCAUCCACUGAAGUACGCUUUGAUGUGUGUGUCCUGAUGUUUUUUGCAUCCUCCCAGACAGUCCAUCCCCAUAACAUUGUGGCUUUUUUGUACCUGCUGGCUGCUUGGCAGCUUCAUCACCCAAAGCUGGGUACAGGGUGCUGCUGCCAUGAGGGACUUGGUUCAGCGCAUGGUGCUAAAGACACACCCGUGUCAUGAGUGCGGCAAAUCCUUCAGCAAGAAGGGAAACCUGAAGAGACACCAGCGGAUCCACACGGCAGAAGAGCUCUUCACUUGCGGGGAGUGUGGGAGGCGCUUCACCACCCAGGGCCACCUCACGACCCACCAGAGCAUCCACACAGGAGAGAGGCCCUUCUGCUGUGGGGAAUGCGGGCGCUGCUUCCGCCUGGAGAUAUGCCUGGCUGCCCACCAGAAGACACACACCAAGGGUGGUCCCUACCUCUGUGCCCACUGUGGCAAGAGCCUGAGCACAAAGAUCUACUUCAACAUCCACAUGCGGACCCACACGGAGAAGAGGCCAUUUGCCUGCACAGAGUGUGGGAAGAGCUUUGUGAAGAAGGGGACCCUCACUGCCCACAAGGAGAUCCACAAGAGGGAGAAGCCCUUCAAAUGCCCCGACUGCAGUAGGUGCUUUGGGCAAAGCGCCACUCUACUGGCCCACCAGAAGAUACACCUUCGCGGGGGGCCUUUCAUUUGUACUGAGUGUGGGAAGAGCUUGAGCACCAAGCGGUAUUUCAAUGUCCACCAGAGGAACCAUGCAAAGCAAAAGCCACCCAAGGGACACAUCAAUGUUGUGUCUCUCCAGGCCAUCCAGAUUAAAGAGGAGCCUGAUUUUGCCUUCAGGUUAGAGGAGAAUAUGUUGGAGAAUAUGUUCUGUGAAGGAGAUGUAGCCCAAGGGUGUAGCAUACCUAGAAACCCAUGUCAUGCAAAAAGCCCUCCUUGGAAAAUUCAGAUGAAGGAGGAACCAGAACCACCCACUGAUGACACAGAAAACAUUACUGCAAUAGCCUGCCAGAAACUUUACAUCAAGGAAGAGCCACCAGAAAACCCAGACUAUGGAAAGCUCUUUGAUCCAGAGAUCCCACUGAUGGCUUUACAGGGGAGACAGCUUAAAAAGGAAGAAGAUGCUGAUGGGCAGCAUGAACGGGAAGUCCCUGUAGCCUGUAACCGGGUGCUCCAUGUGAAGGAAGAACCACAGGAAAGCAUUGAGUUUGGGAUGCAUUAUGGACACAAGCCAAACCUCAGUGCUAUCCAGAGGAUCCAGAUUAAAGAGGAACCUGGUGUGGAGGCCAACCACCAGGAGAGUCAGAGCCCAAAGAGGAAGCAAGAGAAAUCCUAUCAGCCCACCAAAGAGGAGAUGCUGGAGAACCGCGAGAAAUCCACAUCCAAGAAAGAUCCUUCAGCAAAAGGAGCUCUGAAAGGUGAACGGAUAUUCCCCUGUCCCGAGUGUGGGAAGAGUUUCAAUCAGAAAUCAAACCUGACCAGACACAGGAAGAUUCACAUGAGCGAGGGGCAGUACAAAUGCAGCGAGUGCGGGGAGAGUUUCCGCAUGAACCGCAAGCUGAUCCGCCACCAGCGAGUCCACAUGAGUGAACCCUUCAAAUGCACCGAGUGCGGGAAGAGCUUCACCCAGAGGUCGAAUCUGGUUCGGCAUCAGAGGAUUCACACCAAGGAGGAGCCCUACCAGUGCCCUGAGUGUGAGAAGACCUUCAACCAGAAGGCCAACCUCUUCCGUCACCAAACAAUCCAUGUCCGCAUGGGGCCUUGCAAGUGCACCAAGUGUGGGAAAUACUUCCCCCAUAAGCGCCACCUGAUUAAACACCAGCUGCUCCACUCCCGAGGUGGGGCCUACAAGUGUGGGGUCUGUGGGAAGCGCUACCGGCUAAAGAAGUACCUGAGGAGGCACCAGAAAAUCCAUGCACGAGAAGGAAUUCCUCCCUGUGCAAAAUGGGGGGGAGGCCACAAGGACCGAACACCACCCAGGCUCCCACCUCUGAAGAACCAGGUGAUGGAACAGCCAGCCAUGAUGACUCUGGAGCUCUUGGAGGUAGAGAAUUUUCUCAGCCGUACUCGGGAGAAGUCGUACACUUGCAUGAUUUGUGGGGACAGUUUUAAGUACAAGGGCAUCCUGGCAGCCCACCAGAAAUUCCAUAAGGAGGAGAUAGAGGCUGAAGGCUGUGAGAAGGAGGAUGAUGCUGGUCAGGCUGGAGAGCUGCAUGACCAGGAAACCAUCAGAGCUGCAGGGAAGGCCAAUGGAGAAGGCUGUAGCAAGCACAGUACACAUAGUGAUCCUGAGAUAAGGGAGAAGCCCCAUGCCUGCACCGAGUGCAGGAAGAGCUUCAGGGUAAAGGUGGACCUCACCAAGCAUCUCCGGACUCACACAGGUGAGAGACCAUUUCCCUGCACCAACUGCAGCAAGAGGUUCAUCACCAAAUCACAACUCAAGGAGCACCAGAGGAUCCACACGGGGGAGAGGCCAUACAAGUGUCUGGACUGUGGGAAAAACUUCACCCAGAAGUCACAGCUCAUUGUGCACCACCGCAUCCACACGGGUGAGAAGCCCUACCAGUGCAGCAGCUGCAAGAAGUGCUUUGUGAACAAGUCACAGCUGGUGGCCCACCACCGGAUCCACACAGGUGACCGUCCCUUCAAGUGCGGGGUGUGUGGCCAUGGCUUCCGCCAGAAGAUCACUCUCAUCAAGCACCAGCGGGUCCACAGUGCCAAGGGUGCCCAGCAGGAUGCCACCAGGGCCAUCAUGGCCAAAUCCACUCCAGCAGGGGAGAAGAUCUUCCAUUGUAGCACUUGUGGGAAGGAGUUCAAGAAGAAGUCAGUGCUGGUGACCCACCAGAGGAUUCACACAGAGGAGGAGCCCUACCCCUGCCCCAUGUGUGGACGGUGCUUCCGGCAGAAAAUCCACCUCGCCCGGCAUCAGUGGACCCAUGAGCAGCCCAAUGCCCUCGUCUGCAGAGCCUGUGGGGACCACUUUGGCAGCAAGAGGGAGAUGCUGCGGCACCACCAGGGCCACCAUGCCCAGCAGGCCCCCCACACCUGCACUACCUGUGGAAAGAGCUUCAGCCAGAAGGUCGGCCUCACAGCCCACCACCGCGUCCAUGUGCGGGAGGAGACCUCCAGUAUUGCAGAGGGUGGGCAGUCCACCACCACUCUCAGUGGUAUCCAUGCAUGUGGGCAGUGUGGGAAGGUGUUCACCAAGAAGGGCAACCUGGCCAACCAUCAACGGGCUCAUGCCGAGGGCCGGGGUCACCACUGUGGGGCUUGUGGCAAGGACUUUGCCAAACGGGGGGAACUUACCAAGCAUGAGCGGACCCACACCGGGGAGAAGCCCUAUGGGUGCAGGCAGUGUGGCAAGUGCUUCACCCAGCGCACCCAGCUGGUCACCCACCAGCGUGUCCACACUGGUGAGCGGCCCUAUCCCUGCAGUGAAUGUGGCAAGCGCUUCGGUGACAAGUCACGCCUCACCGUCCACCAGCGCAUCCACACCGGUGACCGGCCGUUCCCUUGCCCUACCUGCGGCAAGGGCUUCCGCCAGAAGAUCGCCUUGGUCAAGCACCGCCACAUCCAUGAGCGUGGCAGGGACAAAGGAGGCAGCAAAGGCAUCAGUGCCAACACCAACGCCAAUGCUGACACCAAUGUCAAUGGCAAUGCUAAUGCCAAUGCUAAUGCCAAUGCCAAUGUCAAUGCCAAAACCAAUGCUAGUGUCCAGACCAACACCAAUGCUAAUGUCAAUGCCAAAGUGGCUGGCAAAGAUGAGGAGAGUCUGGCAGUCCCCUGUCAGCAGCUGCCCAUUGGCAAGCAGCCCUUUUCCUGCAGCGAGUGUGGGAAGGGCUUUGCCCAGAAGGCCCAGCUGGCAGUCCACCACCGCAUCCACACUGGGGAGCGCCCCUUCUCCUGUGCCGACUGCCCCAAAGCCUUCAUCGACAAGUCCCGUCUCAUCGUCCACUGCCGCACCCACACUGGCGAGCGCCCCUUCCCCUGCGCUGCCUGUGGACGAGCCUUCACCCAGAAGGUCGCCCUCACCACCCACCAGCGGGUCCACAUACGGGAGCACCAGCCACCGCAAGCCCCAGUUCCCCUCGGACCCCAAGAUGAGAAGUGGCCCUUCACCUGUGCUGUCUGUGGGAGAGGUUUCCUCAAGGAGAUUGCCCUCAUCACCCACCAGCGAGUCCAUACCAAGUAUGAGCCUAACCGCUGCAGCAAGUGUGGACAGGUCUUCCCUGACCGGACCCAACUCCGGCUCCACCAGCCCUCCCAUGCUGAGGACCGGCCAUUCAAGUGUGCCACAUGUGGGAAGGACUUCAAGAGGAAGGAGAUCUUGAUUACCCACCAACGGGUCCACACAGGAGAGGCACCCUUCCAGUGCCCUCAGUGCAGCAAAAGCUUCUCACAGAAGGCCAACCUCAUGAAGCACCAGCUCACUCACACCCGCCGGGGCCCAUUUAUCUGCUCAGACUGUGGGCAAAGCUACACCACCAUUGGACAUUUCAAGAGGCACCAGAGAAGCCACCUCAAAAAGCAAAGCCCUCCUGGUGAGGUAGAGGAGGCCCCUGAGGACCUGGCAACCAGCCGUGUGCCACCAGAGCCAGCGUGUGGCCACAGCAGCCCCAUCAUUGUGGUGAAGACAGAGGCCGAUGCUGAUGACUAUGAGGUCCUACAGAUCCCAUGAUGGCAAGGAUCAAGCACUCAGGGAGGGAAGGGCUGAUGCCUGCUCACUUGGGAUGGGGAUCCUGUGUCUGCCACCAAGGUCCACAGUCCCCUGGGAGCAUCUCACAAUAUUUGGUGGGAGACAGGAGUGAAAAACCUGGGAGGAUCUGGACUUCAGCACACAGCAAUCCCUGAUUCAAACCUCAGUCAAAAUUGGCUGACACAAUGUGAAAUUUGAGGGCAGGGGAGGGAUAUAAAUACAUAUUUUGAGGGAAUUUUUAUAUCUUUUAUAUGAGUCCUCAUUUCAAGAGGGUUUUUUUUUGUUUUUUGCUAACAGGAGGGCUGAGAAGCUCAUUUUUUUAAAGCAAGUAAAUGAAAUCUGUGAUUUCGGAUAUAUUCACAUGACACCAAGAGCUGGAGCUCUAAAAAAAAAAAAAAAAGAAAGGUCCAAAAAUCUCACCAAACAUUAUGAGGCUUAGCAUCACCAACUUCCUGGCAGGAGCCAGAGCAGACCAUCGUUGGUCCUAGCCUUCCAGCAGCUGACACCAGCACCGACCAUCCUGCAGACGUGUGGAGCAGUGCAGGGUGUGCUACUGUGGAAAAAUUGUAGCCAGAAAUAAGGGAGGAUGUCAUGGCCAAGGGACUCAGGGAUGGGGACCCCACUGGCACCUGGGGAAGGGCCACUGGGCUCUGUAACACUCCUCGUGGAGGACAAACACCCACCCACAUGGCUUAGUUUACAGAUCCAGAGUAAGAGCCCUGGCUGGGAACUAAUGCAGAGUUUAUAUGAAGACAUCAUUUUUCCUAGUUUAAAAUAACCUCAUGCAUGGGUUGAUUGUGCAGGAUAAUCCCUGGGCAUAUUUAUUAUGGAGUUAGGGCGUUCGUUGCACAGCCACAGUUUCAGAGCAGCAUUUGGGAGGUUGCCAGACUGGUUUCUUGCACCACGUGCUCAGUUGCAACGCCGAGAUGUGGCUCCUAAAACUGGAGAGCGCUGGUCUGUGGCACGUACAGCUGCACUGAGGUAGGGAGAAACCCUCUACAACUGUCCUGUGUGUCACACAUUUGCAGUCGUGACCAGAGUAUGGCACCAGCAAAAGGUGCGUUUAGUUGCUCUGUCAAGAAAAGGAGGCGUUGGGUUGCUCCCAGCACCCCACCAACCCAGGAGGAGCUGGGGGUCAGCAGAGGCUGUGCCCACCACUGGUGUGGAUGAGCCUCACCACAUCUGGCGUGGACUCUGGCCCUUUGGGCUGCACUGUCCCAUAGGACCCCUGUGACCCAGCUUAGUGACGCGGAGGCCACCUCCAAGGUGCACCUCGGAGGCCACCUGGCCAAGCCAACUUGCUGUUCAGAGUGGUUUUGGGGGAGAAGGAAGGGCUUUGCUGGACAAUCACUUAAAGUGCCACUUCAGACUUGCUGGGGGAGUUCAGUUGCUUUUGCACCCUGGACAUUACUGCCAGAGCUCGCUUCCGCACCAGCAAGAAGGGGGUUCGCCACCCCCUCCCCAGAGCUGGGUGCUCCCUGUACCCACAGCAGCACCCUCCACCCUCCCGCUCCCUCCUUAGCAGCCAGGUUUUGCCUUCGAGGUUGCUCGAAGGCGGCGAGGCAGACCACCAUGUCCAUGCAAUGCUAACUUUCGGUAGCUGCACGUGCCUUCGGAGCUCAAGCAGCCCCCCCAUUAGAAUUACGCGGUGUGAAAUGAUCCCGUUCCCCCCCGUGCUUACAGCAGCUCUCACCGCUGCUGGAUUCGGCGUGCGCCCUGCGCUCCAUCCCCCAGCGCAGCCCCUGCUGCUCUAUGUCCUGUCCAUUAAAUUAAUAUCCUGCCAUUAACGACGGUAGAGAGCUCCGAUGCCACGAAGCGAUAGCAGGAGCUGAAGGAAGGAUCAAUGGCACUAAUAGCUUGCAAAAACUGGGCCAGUUUGUCUUCAAACCCUGCGUAAUCACCAGCCGAGCCAAACGGAUAGUUACACAAAAUUAAGGAUCGUUUUCAUUUUAUUCUUUUUUUUUUCCUCUCAGUAGAUCAAUUUGAUUUUGAAGAUUUCCUUCAGCAUUUCUGUUGUUUUAAUCGGCUUUUAUUUCCUCCAUUUGUUUCGCCGGCAGCAAAUUCAUCAACUCUAAAUAGGUAGACUGAUAACAGACCGUGAUAACAGUACACUAUACUAUUACAUGAAAAGCAGGGAAUUAAAUCAUUCACUGGAAAACAGGCCAUGGUGGAAGACUGCUGCUUCCUGAAAGCCUUGUAUCCUUUUAAGCUUGCUUUUUUUGUGCAAGAUGUUCUUGCUCCAGUAAUUUUUGCACCGUUGUGCCCUAUUUCUGCAAGCUAAAGGGACAGCGAGCGGGCGCGUAGGCUCAGCCCUCACUGACUGGUUGCCCCCGCCUUGUCCCUUACUUGGGUGUUUUCUCUCAGGAAUUAAAUGACAGGGAGGAAUAAAUUAUCCAGCCCCCCCUUUUCUAACUGAUCCUGAUUUCUUUAACUCACAUUAUGUCUUGCUAAUAAACCCGCUGCACAUAAACAAACUCGAGCUGGGGAUGAUCAGAAAGCGGCUACGUAUGUCGCAUGGAAAACUUCUGCCCUGAUUAGGUGACUGCUUUUCCAAACAGGGGGAUUAUGAGUGAUGAGUAACAGACCAUGUUACUUGGAGCACGGAUACAAGGAGAAAAGGCUUUGCCUAAGCAAUUUUCAAAAAAGACCCGGGAGGACAAAUAGUAGAGCAUGAGCACGGCCCAGUUGGAGCCUCCUUUGGGGAACAGGAGCAGCUCUGUGUUUAGGAGCUGUGGAUGGGAAGUUUUCUAUUGGCUUUCUAGGAAAGUUUGACUGCCAUGGGGUGAAUGAAGAGGAGUUCUUAGUCUAACAAAGUCUCUCACUUGCAAAUCUUCCCAAUGUCAAGUAAGAAAAUAAAACAAAUUGGGAAUAUAUCUAUUUUUGCCUAACUCAGUGGUCCACCAUGCUCUGGGCCUGGCUUCGUCUCACCUGAAUUCGUGUCUCUACAGCACAGGUGUAGACAUCUGAGCCGGUCAUAAAAUCAAAGGAGAGAAAGAGGGAGAUGGAGAAAGUGAUUUUUCUGCCCUAUUUAGAUGUCCAUUCUGAGAUGAGACUCCAGGACUUCAUUGACGCUACUGGCUACAUCCCCACGGGCUGCAAAGGGGAGCCGGGCUCAGAGGGAGACAUCCCCACCGGUUCAUGGUGGGUUUAGCCCACGGCAGCCAAUCUAUUUGGGAAAAGAGCAGGGGCUGUAGGGGCACAGGCUGCGACAGUCAGCAGUUACUAGACAUAAUUGGCGCACAGAGUCAGCGCUGCAGAUGCCUCUGAUGCAAGAACAUCCCAGCCCUUAACAAUUUGCUUGCUGUGCUGCACCAUGCAGGUGAAGUUCAACCUGCAAACAGUCCUGGCUGCGUGUGGCUUCCCAAGGGAGUGAGCUGGUGCAGACAGGGGUGUGGAAAGGCCAGUAUAAUCCACACAGAGGGAGAUGAUUAUUUCCCAGGUAUAUUUUUUAUUACUUUGCUUUUAUUUAUUGGUAGGCGGAAGGGAGCCGUGCAGGAGAUGGAGGAACUAGCAGGAGUUGUGGACACCCACUGAAAUAUUAACAUAUGAGCUGAUGUUAUUUGCUGUUCUUCCCAAUGCUUUCUUUAAAAAGAAAAAUAAAUUACAUUUUUGCAAUUGUC